UAAACAGAAAAUGGAAACAAUUGAAAAGAAGGAAAAAAAUCCUUAUACCUCUCCUCCACACCACCAUCAUCACCACUAAAGAAAAAAGAAGAAAGAAAAUGGUGGAAAGGGAAAACAACUAAAAAAGCAGAGCCUUUGAGAAAAAAAUAGAUAGAGCGAACGAGAAAAACAAAGACUACGUACGUACCAUUUUUCUUAUGAGUGCAUCUCUCCCUCCUCAUCUUCCUCUGCUCCAUCAAUUUCUCCACUCCCCCUCCAUCCAUUACCUACAACCUGCCAAAUGAUUUGCUGCUAACACUAACCCUAGCUUUCUUGAAUCCCCAAAAUAUAAGAGAGACUCAAUUCCUUCCUUGCAAACCUUCCCCUCUCUCUCCCCAUUCUUUCCCUCCACCACCAUUAUCAUUGCCCCCACAGAUGAAGCAAAUGUCCCAUCUUGAUCAUACCCCUUCAACCCCUGGGAAAUUCAAGAUGGACAAAUCCGCUUACCCUUACCAUGGCGGCAGGUUGAGGUGGCACUCUUCUUUGGCAAAGCUCACAUUUUGGUCCUUCGUAUUCAUUGGCAUUAUCUUCAUCUUCUUUUAUCGAUCCCCUUCUUCUGUAUCUUCUUCAUCGUCUUCCUCCUCUGCCACCACCACUACUUCCUCCUCCAGCCGCUUCCAUUCUGAUCCGUCACGCCGCUCACUUCGCACCUCAUCUUGGGGCGGACCCGCCUGGGAGAAGAAAGUCCAAACCUCCGCUCGCAUUCGAUCCCGCAAUGGCUUCUCCGUCCUUGUUACCGGUGCUGCCGGGUUUGUUGGGACCCACGUCUCGGCAGCCUUGAAGCGCCGUGGGGAUGGCGUUCUAGGUCUCGAUAAUUUCAACGACUACUAUGAUCCAACUCUCAAGCGGGCUAGGCAAGAGCUUCUAGAACGUUCUGGGGUGUUCAUCGUGGAAGGAGAUAUCAACGACGCCGCAUUGUUGAAGAAGUUGUUCCAAGUUGUGCCAUUCACCCAUGUUAUGCAUUUGGCCGCCCAGGCUGGGGUUAGGUACGCAAUGCAGAACCCUAGCUCUUAUGUACACAGCAACGUUGCUGGAUUUGUUAGCUUGUUGGAGGUUUGCAAAGAGGCCACCUCACAACCUGCCAUUGUGUGGGCGUCUUCUAGUUCUGUCUACGGCCUUAAUACAAAAGUUCCCUUUUCCGAGAAAGACAAAACUGACCAACCUGCUAGCUUGUAUGCUGCUACCAAAAAGGCUGGGGAGGAAAUUGCUCAUACAUAUAAUCAUAUCUACGGCCUAUCCCUUACUGGGUUGAGGUUCUUUACCGUGUAUGGGCCAUGGGGGCGGCCUGAUAUGGCGUAUUUCUUCUUUACCAAGGAUAUCUUGAAUGGGAAGAGCAUACCUAUUUUUGAAGGUGAGAAUCAUGGGACCGUUGCUCGGGACUUUACUUACAUUGAUGAUAUUGUUAAGGGGUGCUUAGGUGCUUUGGAUACUGCACAAAAGAGUACAGGUAGUGGAGGAAAGAAGAAGGGCCCUGCCCAAUUAAGAGUUUUCAACUUGGGGAACACUUCCCCUGUUCCUGUUACCAAUUUGGUCACCAUUCUUGAAAGGAUUUUGAAGGUGAAGGCCAAGAGGAAUGUUAUGAAGUUGCCUAGGAAUGGGGAUGUCCAGUUUACACAUGCUAAUAUUAGUUUGGCUCACAGGGAGCUUGGUUAUAAGCCCACCACUGAUCUACAGGCAGGGUUGAAGAAAUUUGUUCGAUGGUACCUCAAUUACUAUUCUCCUGCAGGAAAGAAGGCUGAUGCACGAUGACUUCAACUAUUUUUUUCUUUCUUUUCUUUCGAGAUGUGUUGUCGGGUACUAAAUAGAAUUUCUUGCUCAUUAUCAUUCUUCGGAUUGUUUUCCUAAACACAUUUCUUAUCCGCUUCAUUGCACCAAUUCUAUUGUCUCUUCCACAUGUAUCUAAUUGUUGAUAUAUGAGGGAGGGAUACUUCUGAUGUGAUCAAAUGGUUAAAGAAAGAUCUGUGCAAAUUGGCGGAUAUUGUUUCGUGGGCACUCAUGAGCUGUGUAUAGAAAACAAACCCCGAAUCGUCAUUUUUUUCUUUCUUUUUGAUUAUUUUGGACUUGUAAUUAUUGUAGUUUUUGGCAUUUUAGAAUUGAUUUUGUAGAGUACAUGGUGAUCGGUGGUACAUGUAUCAUUUGUGGGCAAGUUCAAUAAAAAUAGCACAUGAUG
Molecule: messenger RNA, 2209 nt
Organism: Linum trigynum
Lineage: Eukaryota; Viridiplantae; Streptophyta; Magnoliopsida; Malpighiales; Linaceae
Source: the annotation of a GenBank genome assembly